AUGUUAUUAUCACUGGCCCCUCCUAACCACAUGCAGCAGAACGACGUAAAACCCCCCCAUGACUAUCCAAUCUACCCUAAACCGACACCUUCGCGAAUCUCACCUCCACCGUCUCCUCGCAACUUACCUCCAUUCCUAGAGGACUCGAGGAUGAACAACUCUCACCGAGGGUUGCCACCAUUACCUGCUGGUCUCCCUGGUACUCUCAGUCUUCCCCCUCCAGAACGAGGGCAUUCUACUGCUCCUCCACUCGGCCACCUCCCAGCUCCGCCUUCUCAGUGGGCUGGCCAGGAUGAGUCGAUGCGAAGCUGGCUCCAUGCAAAGGCUGAGGAAGAUCGCCGGAAGCAAGAGGAGGAGAAGACCCGGCAGGAAGGUCUGCGACUCGACCAAAGACGCAUUGAGCAGGAUAUGUUGCGAGAAUCUCUUCAAGGAGGGAUCCCUCCUCCGAUGGUCCCUCUGAUUUUUGCGGGCAUUGGUGGAGGGAACCUUCCUGCUCACACCUUGGAGUGGGCGCAACAGUAUCUAGCAAGUUUGACGAUCCAGAACCAGCAACAACAACAACAGAUUCAAGCCCAGCAGCAGCAAAUCCACCAGCAGCAACUACAACAACAGCAGCAGCAGCAGCAGCAGCAGAUGUCGCCAGAUAUUCACCGAGAUCGAAUUAUCCAGUCAAAUCCCUAUGCAGGCCAUCAACUACAGGCACCACCACCACUUCCCCAAGCACCUGCAAAUGUACAAGCCGGUCAGGGUCGCAGUUCUAUAUCUGGGCCAGCAACAGCUCCUCCUCCCGCACUCUCACGUCUCAACACCACCGAUUUCAUCCCAGGUUCGUUAGCAGGCCAGAGCGGCCGACAGCCCGUACAUACGAUGCAACAAGCGCAGACUCCUGCAGCUGAGCAACCGUCUGGACCAGGUCUAUUUUUCCAUCACUGGACGCCGCCAAACCCGUCCUCUUCCUCUGCGGGAAACCAGCCUCCGACACCCUCAGGCAAAAGCACGCACGGGUCGCCAUUCUCACAGCACGCAGGAUCACAUCUACGGUCGGAAUACCAAAACUCCCCGAAGAAACGGAAGACAGCAGGUGGGCAUGCCGUGCCCGUGCCCCCUACCUCACAGCCGUCGGAUCUAUCACAGCCCAUGUCGUCUCGGUCGUCCAGAGAACGAGAAAUGAGCCCAGGUCAUCGAAACAGGGCGAUGCGGCAUUCACGGCAAAACAGUGAUGCCUCAUCCCGCGAACACGAGUUGGGCAGUCGCAACAUUGCUCGACCGAGCAGUCGUCAACAGCGCAGGGAUGAGCUCAGCGGCGGAGCGGGGUCCAGCCCAAGAAGGAAAUUAACGGGCUCCUCUACGAGUGGAUCGAGCGAAGACAGUAAUCCUGCUCGGUAUGAGGGGUUAAAGUCUGAAACACGGUAA
Fonsecaea multimorphosa CBS 102226 is the source of this 1413-nucleotide messenger RNA. RefSeq lists its product as uncharacterized. The record is from RefSeq and is a predicted model, not a curated record. NCBI's taxonomy places the organism in Eukaryota, Fungi, Ascomycota, Eurotiomycetes, Chaetothyriales, Herpotrichiellaceae. The transcript has a single exon. Bases 1 to 1413 code for a protein of 470 amino acids.